This is a messenger RNA of Trichechus manatus latirostris (Florida manatee), 7046 nucleotides long. It is a transcript of the gene SCML4, whose product is annotated as Scm polycomb group protein like 4. The record is from RefSeq and is a predicted model, not a curated record. The coding region runs from base 5215 to 6534 and encodes 439 amino acids. Gene Ontology annotation, biological process: negative regulation of DNA-templated transcription. Gene Ontology annotation, molecular function: histone binding; chromatin binding. Lineage: Eukaryota; Metazoa; Chordata; Mammalia; Sirenia; Trichechidae. Gene Ontology annotation, cellular component: nucleus. The transcript has 8 exons.
AUUUUGCUAAGACUUUUUAUCAUGAAUGGUGUUGGACUUUGUCAAAUGCCUUUUCUGCAUCAAUUGAUAAGAUCAUGUGGUUCUUUUUUUUUAUACUGAGUCUUGGAUAUAUCAAGAAUUUAUUUUGCUGAAAUAUAGUUAGCAUUUUAUUUCUAAAUGUCAGUUAUCUAAUAGUAAUUUCUUCAGUAAUCCAGUUUUCCUGCAUUGAUACGAAGUGCUCCUAACUAAAAAAAAAUAGAAAUUUAAUAUGUGCUUAAUUUCUGAACUUAUUUUUUCACUGUUUCAAUUGCUUAGUUCUGUACCAUGCUGCUGCCAUUGUUGUAGUUUCAUAAUACAUUUUAGUAACCAGUAGGACAAAUCUCCCAUUCUGCCCUUUGUUUUGCCCUUCUUUUCCCAAAUUAAAGUCAGUUUGGAUUUUUAGUGUAAUGGCAUUUAAUUUAUAAAAUAAUUUAGGUGAAAAUUCUAUUUUUAAAUUAUCUAUCCAAUAAUCUUUUUUAUUUAAUCACAUCUUAUAAUUAAUAAAUAUUAUUCUCUUCAUAUAAAUCCUUAUACUUCUUAUUAAAUUUAUGUCAAGAACUGUGAAAGGUCUGAGAUUUUACCUUGCCUGCAAGCAAACAAGUCAGCCUGUCACAGUUUCAUAAAACCUGGCAGAUGACAGGAGACUCCCAGGUCAGAGGCACAGCAGGCAAUAUGAGCUUCAUGUUUGCAUCUGCUCUCCUUGUCCAAGUUCCACAGUGGUGCUGCACAUGCAGUGGGUUUGCGUCACAGCUGAGGAACCCUGAGCUUAGGAAAUCCUAGUGAGAGGUAGGACCAUGCUUCCUUGAGCUAACUGAUGAGGAAUGAGAGGAGUACUGAAACCUGUUGUCAUCAAGUCAAUUUUUAUUCAUAGCAACCCUAUAGCACAGAGUAGAACUGCCCCAUAGGGUUUCUAAGAAGUGCCUGGUGGAUUCAACCUACCAACCUUUUGGUUAGCAGCCAUAGCUCUUAACAGGUGCAAAGAGAAGAAAGAACAUUCCAGGCAAAAGGCCUUGUGGUGGGAGGAAGUGUGGUAACUAUAAAUACCCGACAAAAAGGCCGGUAUGGUAAUUCCGUUAUCAUCUGGCUUAAUGCUCCUGAAGGGAACCAGCCUGUUUAUUUUUCCCAUUGUAAAUGACCUAUUUGUUUUGCAUGAAUGCUUGUAGAUCUUUUUUCUUUACCUUCGAAGUAUAUUAAUUUCAUUAGGAUUUAUUUUUGUUCAUUCUCUAAAUUAAGACACAGAGAACCUCUUCAUUCUGGAAAGCAAUCUUGUAAUAUAUCUGUAAGUAUUUUCUGUUUCUAUUAGUUAUGACCUUAACUAUAUGACCUUUAAACGUAUGAUACAUUUUCUUUGUCUAACUUCCGUAGUUAUGUUCUCCCUAAAAAAAUCCCAUCUGCCUUAUUUUCACUGCAUUUCAAGAUUGAAGCCCAUCCUUAGAUUCAGCAUUAAUCUCUGCUACUUUUAAUUUUUUUAUUCAUGUAUUAGUUUUGGAAAGGGAUAUUUUUUGGAGCCUGCACUUUUGCCAUCAUCUUUUCCAGAAGUUUCUGGGCCUGUUAUUGAAAGAACCACUUUGUAAGUGCUUUCCCCCAAUUCUUUAAAAAUUAUUCCAAGGCACCAUUUAGAAAAUUCCCCAUGGCUAAAAUAACCUCUUUAAAUUUUUAAUUUCUUAUCACUCCUAAUUUAAAAAGUAAUUAUUUAUAACAAGAAAUUGGGGAACAGCAUCUUCCUGGUUAAUGAAUAAAAUAUAUAAGGAGGCAUGGUGAACUGAAGAGGCUGUGGGAAGAGUUCUAUCUCUGAAUUUCAAUUUCCCUAAUCAUUGUGGUACCUAAUAUUACACCAAUAAAUGUUCAUUUCUUUGUGUACAGUUUUUGUUGCUGUUGUUGUUAGCUGCCCUUGAAUUGACCCCUGACUCAUGGUGACCCCAUGAACAAUGGGAUUGGACACUCGUGAUUCACAGGGCUUCCAUUGGCUAAUUUCUGGAAGUAGAUCUCCAAACCUUUCUUCCUUAAGGUUUUUGAGGUCUAGCCAAAUGCAAAUAUUCCCAAGAGUUAGAUGUUGAGCUGUUGCUUCAUUAGCAUGAAAUUAGUUUAUCAAAUUUAAUUACUUGGAGAGGUUCCUUAACACUUUCAGAAAUAGAUGUGCUUCUAUGGAAGGAAGGAAGAGGGAAGUGUACACAGCACAAGUCCUCGCUUUUCCUCGCGGUAGAGAGAGGGAACAAAAACAACAGAGAAACUUAAAAAAAUGAUUUUCCUGAAAUAUUGAGAAAUUUUUGGAUUGUUGAGUUUAAUUUCGAAGGAUAAAAAUUCUUAGAAUGAUGUGCUCAUUGGUUUGUUACCCAUCCUUUACUCUUCAAAAACUAUUCAAUAAGAAGGGUUUGGUGAGAAAGCAUCUCAGUUAGCAGAGGGUUGCAAUACCUAUACACUGAGCACAAGCAGACAAACUACCACUGAAGAAAUGCAGCCGAUUUACUCUUUGAGAGGACUGCCAUUAUUGUAAGAGAGUAAAGACAUUCAUUGCAUUCUCUAAUCAUGGGUUUUAUCUUGUUGACUUUUGACCUUGAUGUUAAUGGAUGUGUUGUUGACUUCCUCAGUAGAGGUAAAGUAGAAAGGUAGGGAGACUUGUCCUAGACUAGGAAAAGUUCCUGUUUUCAAAAUCUGGGAAGAUAAACUAAUAAUGAAAAAGCAGAAACUUUUGAUGAUGAGAGUUCAAAAUGAGACCUAGACCAAUUUUACGUGGCAAAAAUCUUAUUUAGUAAGUUUUAGUGGUUCUUCAAUUUUUUUGGUGACCUUUUUUUUGAAAAUGAGUAUUUUGGGUAUUUAUUGGCACUGUGGAGUACAGACACUAAGUCUAGAAAUAGAAGGAUGUUCUCUGUUUACAUGUUGAUGAAUUAAUGUUUCACAGAUCAAAUUCAUUGACUGUAAUUUGUAAUUCUUUGAUUAUAUCACACGUAAUUAUUUUAUGUACCACUAAGAAAGAAAAAAAUGCUGUCUAUGGAACUCUGACAAGCUUACAGUGCUAUAAGGUACAUCCUAAUUUAAGAGAUGUUAACAAGUGAAAAAAUACUCAUCUCAGAAUCAGUGAGAUAUGGUACUUUUCUUAAAGAGCAAAACAAGGAAAAUUGAUAUACUGAACAGUUUGGCAUCCAUCUAUCUGAAAUAUUUAACAGUGCGUUCAACCAAUAAAUUUGUACUUUAAGAUUCCAUUUACCAGAUAUGAAAAUUUGGAAAAAGAGUAACCAAAAUUAUUGAUAAAAUACUGUUAAUAUUCAGAGAAUUAACAACGUGACCUUAAAUCUAUAGAGGAUGCCCCAAAUUUCCACUAUUUGGUAUUUUCUUUUCUGGGCAAGGAAUUUGGUCCAUGCAGAGCUGCCUAGGCAAGGGUGAAGGAACUGCUCCUCUCAUCUUUCCCAACUCCUUCUGCAAUCUUUUGAGCAAGAGCUCCUCAUGCUCGAUAGACAUAUGAAAAACCACAACCAAACCUGUUGCUGUCUAGUUGACUCCAACUCACAGCGACCCUAUAGGACAGAGUAGAACUGCCCCAUAGGGUUUCCAAGGAGCACCUGGUGGAUUUGAACUGCAAUCUUUUGGUUAGCAGCCAUAGCUCUUAACCUCUACACCACCAGGGUUUCCAGUAGAUAGAUAGGUAGGUAGAUAGAUAGACAGACAGACAGACAGAUAGAUAGCAAGCUACCAUCAAAUCCACUCCAGCUUCGACUAAUGAAGACCUUAUGCAUAACAGAACAAAACGUAGCUUGGUCCUGCAUCAUCCUCAUGAUCUCCGCCAGCAUGUUUGAGUCCAUUGCUGCGGCUGUUAUGCCAGUCCAUCUCUCUGAGGGUCUCCCUUACCUUAGCUAGUCCUCUACUUCACCAAACACGAUGUCCAUAUCCAGCAAUUGAUCCUCCUGAUGGUAUGUCCAAAGCAAGUGAGUCUGACAAUGUUCUGUUGUGAUCUCUAAGGUUUUCAUUGGCUAAUUUUUGUAGUAGAUUGCCAGGUCUUUCUUUCUAGUCUGUCUUAGUCUGGAAGCUCCACUAAAACCCUGCUGGUGACCCUACUGGUGCUUAAAAAUUGUCAGAAAUUAAUUUUAUCACCUAACAUUCCCCUAAGUAGAAUAAAAGCCCCACUUGCUUCAUUCCUGAGAAUGAGAAAUCUGACUCCUGAGCUCACAGUAUAACUAUCUUUCUGUGUUGGGGUUAAUCAACUACCCCUUGCUUAAAGGUUUAGGCAAUUUUACCUGCGAAACUUAUUAUUAUUGUUUUUAAUACUAAAAAUAUUGUAGUAUGUGGAGUAUCUGUUUGGGAGAAAGGAUUUAUACAUGGUGAGCAAUUGCCCAUAGUCCCACCAUCUUUGCCAUUAUUGUAAUUUUAGCACAUUUCCUUCCAUUUUUUUUUUACCCAUGUAAGUUUUUGCGUAGCUGAGAUCAUUUUUGCAUGCAAUUUGUGUGAUUUUUUUUCACUUAGUCCAUGUUAUUAAAAGAGCAUGUGAAAGGCUUUUAUAUAGUUAACUAUUUUUAUUCUGUAGAUAUAUUAACUAUUCCUUUACUGCUUGUUAGUUAAGCUUUUUGGGGGGCAGUUUUAAAUAAUGUUAAAAUUAAUAUCUGUAUAUAAAUCUCUGUCCAUAUUUUGGUUGAGGGAACGUCAUCAACAUUAAUACAGUUUAUUUGUACUGUUAAAUUGCUUUCAAGAAAAAAAAGUCAUAACAAUUUAUAACCCCACCAAAGGGAUUAGAAGUGAAUACAAGACGAUGGUUGUGUUUAUUUAAUAUUAUUUAAAGUCAAAAUAACAGGGGAAUUGAGACACAGACAGAUAAAGUGACCUUGUCGCUGGUGACACUAUCAGUUCAGAUUGGAGCUGGGAAUUUAUUGUCUUCUCUGCCUAGCCAGUAUCUUCACUACUUUACUGUAGACUUGUGGAAAUUCCUAUCCUUGAAAUUAUACCAGGGGAUCAGUAGACUCCUCCCCACAAACCCAGGAGACCAACAGCACUGUAAAAGCUCCUAAUGGUACCUGGCUACCCUUAUUUUGUUUUCCCCUCCAAUAAGUGGUAGGCAUCUCCAAAACGGUCAAACCAAAUCCAUCUUUGCCUUGCAAACCAAACAAACACUUCUGUUUCUGUUUUGCUUUAUGUCUGGACUAAUUCUUAGCACCUCUUCUGCCUGUGAGCGAUCUGUCACCUCAUUCCGUAAGACUGGCACCAGCAGAAAUGCAGUCUCAAAGGAUCCCUGGGAGGAAACGAGGCCGACCCCCACUUCACUCAACACCUCUGAAGAUGGCAGUUCCUAACCUUUAUUCUUCUUCACCUGGUUGCUUACCAGCAGUGAAGACCCCAAAGAAAAGAGGGAGGAAACCCGGGUACAAGCUGAAGUCUCAGGUUCUCAUGACUCCUUUAGCCCUCUCACCUCCACGGAGUACCCCUGAGCCGGACCUCAGCAACAUCCCUCAGGAUGCAGCCACCGUACCCAGCUUGGCAGUCCCACAGGCUCUUACAGUCUGCCUUUACAUCAACAAGCAAGCCAACGCAGGGCCGUUCCUGGAGCAGAGGAAGGUGCAGCAGCUCCCAGAGCACUUCGGACCCGAGAGGCCAUCUGCGGUCCUGCAGCAGGCCGUGCAAGCGUGCAUUGACUGCGCCCACCAGCAGAAGCUUGUCUUCUCCCUGGUCAAGCAGGGCUAUGGUGGCGAGAUGGUGUCAGUCUCAGCUUCCUUUGACGGAAAACAGCACGUGCGGAGUCUACCUGUGGUGAACAGCAUUGGGUACGUCCUUCGCUUCCUGGCCAAGCUGUGCCGAAGCCUCCUGUGUGAUGACCUCUUCAGCCACCAGCCCUUCCCCAGGGGCUCCAGUGCCUUUGAGAAAGCCCAGGAGAAAGAGGAUGGGAGGACAGAGUCAGCAAAAACAGUCACCACCGAAGAGUGCCUGGUGAACCCUGUUGGCAUGAACCGCUACGGUGUGGACCCCUCCACCUCCGCCUUUAACCACAGGGGCUCCUUGUACCCCUCCUCCUCGCCAUACCGCAAGAGGCAGAACUCUGGAGACAGCCGCCUUGGGGGAGGCCCUGCCACCACUGCUGGAGGUGUCCGCACCAACCUCCUGUCCUCUGGAAGCCCUUCAGCAUCUGGGCUGAGGCCCCCAGCCUCCAGCCCCAAGAGAAACGGGACCUCUCUUGAAGGAAACAGAUGUGCCUCAAGCCUUUCUCCAGAUGGACAGGACGCCAGGCGGCCCAGGAACAGGAACCCCUCCACUUGGACAGUGGAGGAUGUGGUCUGGUUCGUGAAAGAUGCCGACCCUCAGGCUUUGGGGCCUCACGUGGAGCUCUUCAGAAAGCAUCCGGAGAAAAGGAAUGAAGGAGCUCCACAGGAAAAGCAAAUGAGAAAUCAAAAUGCAUCGGGAAGGAAUACCGAGCUACCUUUGGCUUGCUUGAGGAGGAAACCGAUAACAAGGCAGAAGAUCACGAAGGAGCAGAUAAUUAUUUUAAAAAAAGCUGCAGUAUUUUGUGAAGGAGAAAGUGUGAGUUAUUUAUUGUCAUAAAUAUACUCCAAGAACUUUUCUGAUGUCUUGCUAUGUGCAUUGGAUUCCCCAGCAACACAAGAGGGCCACACUGAGAACCCUAUAGGCGAAUCCAGCAGAUGGUGGGCUGUCCAGAGAUGCUGUUUCCUGUUCCUGCGUGGCGAUGUCAGCCCCAGCAGCAGCUCCCGCUACAUGUGCAUACCACCUGUGCUUCCAGCCUGACUCCUGGCUGCAUUGCAAAGGGAAGUGGGCUAGGAACCUCAGCUUCCAGAGUGCCAUCCCCUGCAAAGGUUGUCCUAGUCAAAGACAAUUCCUUCACGGACAAUUGGAAGCUGGAUUUUUGGAAAUCUAGCAUGUACUUGAGAGAGAAUCGCUCUUAUUUAUUGCCACCAGUUAAAUAUUAUGGAAACAUGUCUGCUAACAAUUUGCUUUGUGUAAUUUGUUCUAAUGCUAAUAAGCCACAGCUGGGAUACUUCCUGUGGUAAAUUCCUUUGUGGUUACAGUGCUAUUAUCACACAUGGACUCCACAAAAA